Messenger RNA from Prorocentrum cordatum, 4725 nucleotides. Lineage: Eukaryota; Dinophyceae; Prorocentrales; Prorocentraceae. The record is from the annotation of a GenBank genome assembly.
AUGUCGGAGAAGGGAGGCUCACCUGCAGCGAUGCCACUGCGCAGCAAAGGGAUCCCGAAGCGUCCUCAUCCUGGCGAGCCUGGUGGUGAUCCUGGCGGCAGGGCUGACCGCCCCCGAUCGCCGCCACAAGGAGAUGAAGCAGAUUUGGAUGCCUACGCCACCAUGUCCUACGUGCAGUCCCUCCAGUCGAAGAUCGACGCGAUGGAGACCUCAAUCAAAGAGUCCAUCAAUGCGACUGUCACCACCGUGGUCAGCACCGCGACCAACCCCAUCUCGCUUGCGCUCAAGGCCGCCCAGGACGGCAUCGACGGGUUGGGCGCCAAGAUCGAGAAGAACGUCCACCUCGCCGUCGACCAGCAGAUCGACUCCACGAGGAAGCACUUCCAGCAACAGCUCGACGCCUUCAACAUCCGCGUUGGCGAGGUGGAGGCCAAACAGGAGAAGACCGACAAAGCCAUCGAGCUCAUGGCGGCGCAGAUCAAGGUAUUGCAACGAGAGCUCGCCACGGCCAACCAGCAACCGAUCAAACAGCAGUUCAUCAGCCGCGACUUCGACCGCGAGACCGACGCCACUAUCAUCAAGGUCCAUGCCGACGGCCUCGUCACCCUGGCCAAGGCUUCCGAGUCCCUCACCAAGUUCGUGGUGGGCUGCGACAUUCGAGAGACUGACUUCACUGUCACUGGCAACGACACUGCCAAGUUCUUCACCAUCAAGUUCACGGGCCUUCCUGGCCCCGCCAGCCGCCGAGUGCAGAAGAUUCUGGACAGCUUGCGCUCGUCCAACGGCACCUGGGCGCGCAUCUACGCCGACGCUGUCUCGGGCCACGGGGCGGUCGAGCUGCGGAUGGGCCCCGACAAGUCGCCGAAGCAGAUCAAGACGGAUAUCGUGGGGAAGCGCCUCCGCCCGGCCAUGGAACGCGAGUUCCCGACCCAUGUCUGGCGCGCGGACCGCGCCAAGGCCUGGAUCACUGCAGGCUGGGCCCCCGUUAUCGCGCACAGCGUCCGCCCAGGCAGGGGCGAGCCGACCGCCCUCACGUUCCAGGACACCAGCCCCCCCGCGCUGGGCAUCGACCGCACGACCCUCAAGAACGCCACCAGCGCUGACCUGGCACGCAGCCAGAACCGUCUCGCCGAUGGGCCGUCGCCCUGCCUGGCCGUCGGCACAUGGAACGCCCGCGCUCUCUUGGGCUACCAGGGCAGACGUGUCGUCGAGAAGUCCUCGUACCUCAAGUCCAUGCCGCUGCGCAAGAUGGUCUUGGGCAUCCAGGAGGUUCACCAGAACCACGGCCAGCUCCUCGCCUUCAUGCGGAAGAUCGACAGCACUCUUGACAUGCACUCCUCCUUCGCUCCUGGAUAUCAUGGCACUAUCAGUGGCGGGGUUGCCACUGUGUUCCCAGCUGGGAUGAAUGCCGUGAGCGGCCCCAUCUCUCCUGGCCGUGUUCUUCGCUCUGUCUUCCGUGUUGGCGACCAAGUGGUGAUCUUCUACACUAUCCACAACUACGACCUCAGCAACGCCACCAUCCAGAACAUCACCACGCACAUCAACAGCGACCUGCAGUGGGCGAGGUCCGACCCGAGCCGCAUUGUCACGUUCGUCACUGGGGAGUUCAACUUCUCCGCCGUCGGGAAGCUGAAGCUCCUGGACCCUGUGGCAAAGGGCAACUCGAACCCAACUGAAACGUCCAAAGCAUCGGUGCGCAAGUGGCACAACGCUCUGAAGCACAUAGUGGAGAUCGACAGCGCCGACACCACGCACUACUGCUCCGAGACGAAGGCUGAGACCACCAUCGACAGAUGUUUCUGCUCGUUCACACCUACACAGAUGCUUCAGCUGGCUGUUACGUCCACCACCUUUUCCACACCUGAGGAUCUCUCACGCCGUCGUGUCAGUGACCAUGCCGCCCUCUUCGUCUCCUUGACGAUGCGCGAUGCCAAACCCUCGCCGAACCAGCCGAUCGCCCAGUACAUCGUCAAGUCCCCCGUAUUCAAAGAGAUUGCCGACAAAAUGAUCGCCGCCUCCCCCGUGGACAACCUGUCCCCGCCGACCAAGCUGAUUCAGACCACCGACCUGCUCACACGUGGACAAACCCAAGCCCUGCAACGGAAGGUCCAGCUCUGGAACCCGCUCAGCAAGCGACUGGCCCUGACGGGGGUCAAGACCAGCGAGGGCACCGUGACGGGCCCCAACGAGCGACUCAAGAAGCUUGUCGAGCACUGGCAGCCCGUCUUCGAGGGCAAGACUGUCGACGUGACCAAGGCCGCCGUCUACCUGAACCAGUUCUCGCCCACCAUCGAUUUCUCCAAGUACAGGCCGCCAGACUACGAGACGCUCAAGAAGUUUGCCAGGCGCUCGUCUUCCACUUCGCCAGGCCUUGACGGUCUGCCGUACCUCGCCUGGCCCGCGCACGAGAAGUGCACCGAGGUUCUCUGGGAUGUCAUGUGUUACAUGCUCAACGGCGGGAUCCUCCCCGAUGAAGUGAAUGCGACCGUCCAAGCCUUCCUGCCUAAAGGUGAGGAACCAGAGGACUCGGAACAUCACGGCUGCCAUCGAGACCCGCCCAAAGUCCGUGUCCUGGGUUUGCGCAACACGUCCCUCAAGAUAAUCAGCAGCACGAUGAAUGCUGCGACGGCAACGGUGGCAGCCGAGGUAGUCCCAGCCUCACAGCGCGGGUUCAUCCACCGGCGUAACUUCGGCUACAACAUCUUCGAGCUAGACGCCGAGAUCCGCAUCGCCUCGGCCGACCCAGAUGCCCAGGACAUGCUGCCUGUGCUGGUGUCGCUGGACAUCGCGCAGGCCUUCCCCAGCUUCGCCCACCAGUUCAUCCGUCUGGCGCUCAAGGCCAUGGGCGCUCCUGAAGCGGUCCUCGUGGUUUUCGACUCCAUGUACAACAACACCCUCGCGAUGGCCCCGUGCGCUGGCCAGUACGUCCCGCUCUUCUACAUCAGGUCGGGCAUCAUCCAGGGAUGCGGCUGGGGCGGCACACUGUACGCGCUGGGCACUGCAUGCUUCCUCCUCAACCUCGAGACCGUCCUCGAAGCCCAAGGCCGUGGACUUUGUCGGGCAUGCGCUGAUGACCUCGGGCUCGUCCUUCGGGCCGCUGCCUACCUCGUCUACCUCGCCGACGUCAUGCUCUGCAUGGAAAUUCUGGCUGGUCUUGAGCUGAAGGCGCCGAAGUGCCGCAUCAUUCCCUUGGCGGGCCAGGUCAACGCCGACCUCAUCCUCAAGCUCAAGAACGCGCUGCUCACCAUCGCCCCGAAGUUCAAGGACUUCAACAUAUGCGACCGCCUCGCCUAUCUCGGCCUCUUGCUGGGCCCUGGUGCCACGGACCAGCUCAUCUUCGCGAAGGCCUUCAACAAGUACCGCUCCCGAGUCAUGGCGUACAGCGCGAGCGAUGCGCCUGCCGUCGGGUCAGUCUCCCUGUGCAGCGGGCGCGCGCUCCCCGCCCUCGGCUACCUGGCCCAGUACGCCUUGCUCCCGCGCGAGCACUUCAAGCACGAGAGCUGGAUCAAUGCCUCCAUCCUGCGCAUCCCGAACGGCGCCUUCAGGCUGAAGGACUGGCCCUUCCUGAAGGACUGGGGAGUUCCCGCGCCGAGGUCGCUCCAGCUCAGCAUGCUGGCGACGAUCGUCCGCGCGGAGACUUCGACAUUGAAGAAGUUCACCGAGAUCCGUGAGAGGCUGCACGAAGGCUUGAACUCCUACGGCCUCCAGCAGACCCUCGGGGGUGCCGCGCGGGGCGCCCUCCAUCUCUCACCGCCGUGGUGGAAGACGCAGGCCUUCGUGGAGACGAUGCACCAGAUUGCGUCGGCCACCUCUGACCACGUGUACUACCCCCACCAGCUCGCGGCGCCAGCGGUCGAGGCCGCGCGGGCGGCUGUCGCCAACGAGAAGCCUGGCCUCGCGCAGAAGCACGCCUUCGCCUCGGCCCUGGCCACCCGCGGGUCCGACGGCAUCGGGCCUUUCCUGCAGGACCGCAUCGUGAAGGAGCCCCCGCACGCUGGCGAGCUCUCCAUCCACCGCCCUUCCAUCAUGCACGACAUCCAGACCGCCAUGAAAAGAUUGCCCCCAUCGUGGGCGACAGCGUGGAUGAGGACGCUGUCCUUCUCAUGGCUCACAUCCUUCCGCAUCGCCUACCCGAGCGGCAGGCGCCAGUGCAUCUUCGGCUGUGCCAACAGCCACGACAAGAUGCGCCACUAUCUGAUCUGCGCGCCGCUGGCGCAGGCUGUGGGACGGGCGUGCGGCGCGCCCCCCCUCGCCACUGAGUUCGCGAAGCUUGGCCUCACCGACCAGUCCAACGAGAACGCGGAGGCCAUUGCCGUCGCCUGCCUCGCGCACCAUGCACUCAGGCAGGAGACCCACGUCUCAGCGGAGACCACCCUGACGGCCGCCAAGGCAGCGUUGAGGGCCACGAGGACCAUGAAGAAGCCGCCGAUCGUGCUUCGUCCCCACCAUCGCCAUCGACGGGUGGAUCGGCAUUGCUGGGUGGAGAAGCCAGGCGUAAUGGCGCCGCUCUCCGCGGGCGGCAGCUCGGGCAGCGCGCCCGCGGGCCAGGUGACCGAGCGGUACAGGGAGAUCUUCAGCCUACAGGAGCACACGCGCCACCGGCAGGAGUUGACUACGUCGAGCAGGACCCACUUCGGCUCCGUGGAGCCGCCGCUGAUCACGAUCAGCUUCCAGUACACGUACGAGGAGAUGUUCUGCACGCUCCUCCUGGCGCGCCACCUGUGA